This is a messenger RNA of Anolis sagrei ordinatus, 906 nucleotides long. Its product is annotated as leucine-rich repeat-containing protein 52-like. Lineage: Eukaryota; Metazoa; Chordata; Lepidosauria; Squamata; Anolidae. Gene Ontology annotation, molecular function: protein binding. The record is from RefSeq and is a predicted model, not a curated record. Gene Ontology annotation, cellular component: extracellular matrix.
AUGGGGACACCCAUUCUGCCAACGUUUUCCUGUUCACCAGUUUUGUCGCUCGUUUUCCUCCUGGCGAUGCAGUGGGCAGGAACAGCCUAUGGCUGUCCCAAGAACUGCACCUGUGAACCGUGGGCGAUGAACUGCACCAACCAGGGCUUGAGGGAUUUGCCAGAAGGCAUCCCCCCCGUGACCCGGCACCUCAUUCUGCGCAAAAACCACAUCACGACACUGCCGAUAUUGGAGAUGACCUAUCUCAACGAACUGGUCUACCUGGACUGCAGCCACAACUGGAUCACCAUGAACGAGAUGUACCAGUUCCCUUUUGUGGAAAAGCUCUCUUACUUGGACCUGAGUUACAACCGAAUUGCCCACCUCAACAGCAAGACGUUCUCCAGGGUGACCAUGCUGCUGCUGCUCAAUCUCUCCAACAACCCGACGAUGCAGGUGAUCAACCCCCACUCCUUUGAUCACAACCGCUUGCUGCGAUACGUGGACAUGAGCAGCUGCAACCUGACCCAGCUCAGUGCCGAACUGUUCCGGGAUCAGUACAACCUUCACUCCUUGGGGCUGAGGAACAACCCCUUUAACUGCGACUGCAAUUUACUGGAAUUCAUCAACUGGCUGCUCAAGCCCAAAGUGAAUUGGGAGGUCAUUGAUCCGGAAAAUACUGCUUGUAAUGAGCCCGGACUACUGAAAUUUGUGCCGAUCCUACAAGCUGAAGAAUACCUUCAUGAACAAUGCCUGCAAGAGACUAUUUUAGUGGAUCACGGAAGGACAGCUUUGUACACCUUUGGCUUCUUCGUGGGAGGAACUCUAGCCGCCUGGAUCUUGGGGGUUGUAUCUGUGAUAUUUUACCACCCUAUAUUCAAACGAGAGGACGAUUUGGAUGAAGAACGAGAGUACAUAGGGAUUUAG